Rhizoctonia solani is the source of this 1302-nucleotide messenger RNA. Its product is annotated as mRNA-capping enzyme. The transcript has a single exon. NCBI's taxonomy places the organism in Eukaryota, Fungi, Basidiomycota, Agaricomycetes, Cantharellales, Ceratobasidiaceae. The coding region runs from base 1 to 1302 and encodes 433 amino acids. The record is from RefSeq and is a predicted model, not a curated record.
AUGCAGACAUGUACUGGAAUAGUUAAAUUGCCAACGGACGGCGGAAGCGUAGAAGACCUUGCACCCAGAAUCGAGUCCAUCCUCCAUACAGUACAUGCGACCAUUUCCGAAGGGCUACCCAAGGCCACAGCCAUUCUAACUCGACUCCAAAAUAAACUUGCGUCCUCAAUAUCUCACUCUCCCGAAGAGAUUAUGGUAGAAAUUUUCACGAAUUUCAUUUUCGAUGAUGGUGGCCCGGACUUAUUCACUAUUCGGCCAAUGGACCAACGUGUAUGGCUCAUCUAUGACCUUUUACAUACUUUACGUGGCGUCUGUUCCGCAUGGAGAGAUAUCAUAAUGGAUAGGGGAUCUCUAUGGUCGGUGAUACCCAUGAUUCGAACCCGGUCUCACGGAGAAAUAGCGCCCUAUGAAUUUAGCCUGCAAAGAGCGGGAAAGGGCAUGCUACAUCUGGCGGCAUUCCACCGUUGCUUUGUGUUUUGGGAGAGAGAUUUCACGAAGCUCAUAUCCGAAUACGGGCCACAACUGCGUACCAUUAACAUCAUCCUGAAUAAUACUCACUUGGAGACUGUCAGAGAAACCGUCUGCACGCUACUAGAUCAUGAUCUCACUGGAUCUCUGUCUGGAUUCUCCGUUGCACUCGAAGAGCUGCGAUUCAAGCAUCGUAAAGAUAGUGACCACCACGACUGGGACUAUACGGUCCCAGAAUUUCCUAGAGAGUUUGAUUAUCUUUUCCCUUGCGAUUCUCCCCAACAUACUUCCUUUGCACUGCUUUUGAAGUCACUGGUAGUCUUUCGCAUCAAAAACGUUCUCCUUCAUUGGGAGCAUAUUAGCUUUUCCUCUCGGCUUACAGAGCUUCAUAUACAAAGCAUUAAACUCGGAUAUGACGAUGCAAUUGUUCCAUUCGUACAGACUCUCUCUUCUGCUCCCGAGCUACGCGUUCUAAAGGUUAUCGAAGUCGAGACGUUCCGUAAUAUUAGUAAAUCGCCUAAGGUAUCUGCCCUCAUACCUGUUGAACUUCCAAAGCUCCAGACCUUGAUCCUUUAUAACUUGUACUUCAACACUUUCAAUAUUGUACUUCGUAUGAUUGCCCCCGGCAAACACCGAUUGAGCCUGGGCCUCGAUAGUGCAAGUUUCGAGACUAACCAGCCCCCAGGAGUUGCGGCUGAUGAUUUUAGUAACUCUCAUAUCAGUGGUGAUGAAGACAUGGAUGUCGAUGGCGGUGAUAACCCAAUUAACAUUUCCGAGCUGCUGAAUGCUCUUGGAACGACCCAUGUUGACAAGUUACGAUUGGAAGCACCAUAA